AUCGUCGACAAGUACAGUUUUCUGUUCUCGAUGAUAUCGAUACGAGCUCCCGACUUUUCAGAUUCAUUUUCGACCCCGUUCUCGACUCGCCAAGAAAAAUGCUUGAGUGGCACUGUUUUUAGUGGUAGCUUAAUUUUCCAGACUAUUUAAUGAAGUGAUCGAGUUGUUUAUCAUUUUGCGUGGCCAUUGGUGAUAAUCAAGAUCGAUCCAACGUUCAUAAUUGAUUGCAGAUCCCGUCGUUCAAGUCUGCACUGUCGUCUGUUGUGUUUUUUGGACUGGGAUAUAAUCUUUCAAGUCAGCCGUCUUGUCUACUGAGGAUUAUAAGCCUGAGCUGGAUGGGUCAGGUGAUGAACCUAGAUUAGUCAGAAUCAGAAGGAAAUGUGUGUAGAGCUAGACACAUUUGACCUCUCCGCAUUGGAUCUGGAGCCUGUGUUUCCACCGCAGUACUAAUACAACAAGGAAGAGCCGCCUGUCACAUUUGACCAACCCCCUCAAUUAAUACAGUGCAUGGCCAUGUUUGAUAAAUAUCAGGAAAAUAGCUGCUACGGAAUAAAAUUUGUGAGAUCUACUUCUGGAUAUUAGUCAACCAAACAAGACUCUUGGAAAAAGCCUGCAACAAGCAUUGUUUUGUUUUUUAGGGAGGUCUACACUUGUUGAUCGCUCAAUUUAUACCAAGAGAAGUUUCCUACUUCAAAGAGAACAAACAUCUGUUGGGUUCAUGUAUUUCUUUUCUUUGCCAAACUUGAAAUGGUUCCGAAAUACAUGACUCAUUGACAUCCCACUCGUACUUGAGGUGCUUUAUUAAAAGUGGUCAGGAAGGACCACCUGCUAUUAUCAACAUGGUUUCUCAUGUCAGGCUUGAGAAGGAACAGAAGUAUCGUCAGCAGGUCUGUUUGUCUUGCGUAACUGGCUUAUACGGUUGCCGAUGGAAACGCUACAGAAGAUCAACCGAACCUACGAUUUUGUACGAGAAGAUCUGGCUCGGAGUAGUAGUGACAUCGUUCAUCUUCAUGUUGAUAUGGCUAUAUUUCUGGCUCAUAGCACAGAAUGAUUCCGAUGACCUCAACUGGUUUAUUUGGGAGGAUUUUAGCGUUUGGUUUGAUUGGUUUACUCUACUAUUCUCAUGGUGUGUCAUCGCUCUGAUAUAUUUAUGCAUGCUAUUGCUUCUGGCUGUCAGUCAUUGUUUUAUAGGACAGCAACUUUACCUCCACUGGUUCCACAAAGCCCUUCAAGUCUUCAUUUUAGUAGGCUGUAUAGCCACGGCUGCUAUGAUGAGCAAGCUCUGGUUGUCGGAGUUCCAUCUACUAGCCAUCUCUUUACAGGUGACAUCACCAAUUCUUCAAAUUGUUUUAGUCGUCGUUCUCACAACGUUAACGUGGCCAUUUGCUGGGCUCUGGUACAGAACAGAAAAUUCAGCAUGGAAAGCAUCCCUACUAGUCUUGUAUACAGCCACCAUGCUGUUCUUUUAUCUUAUUCCUCUUGCCUUGGAUGUGCCGUGUGUGGCUGAGAGGAUAGAAUUACCCCCGAAACCAAAGAUGUUUGGACAUAGAGGCGCAGAAGAGAUAGCACCAGAGAACACUUUGAUAUCCUUUGAAACGGCAGUAAAUCACAGUGUUUAUGGAUUAGAGAGUGACGUAAGAAUAAGCUUCGAUGGUGUGCCAUUCCUAAUGCAUGAUGAUACAUUAGAGAGGACCACAGAUGUAGCGUCGGUGUUUCCUAAUAGAACCCAAGAUAGAGCAGAGUCUUUUACAUGGGAUGAAUUAAAACAGCUCAACGCUGGUUCAUGGUUUCUGAAGAAAGACCCCUUUCACACCGGCAUGUCUAUUCCGCGAGCAACGCGGGAGCGGUUUGACGAUCAGGGUAUCCUACGUCUGUCUGAUCUGAUGGAGAUUGCUAUAAAGUACAACAAGACUGCAAUCUUUGAUGUAUUCGGACCCCCUCAUGGUCAUCCGUUUCGUAACAACAUUGAUGAGGUUGUCGUGGACACCAUUCUCCAGUCCGGUAUAAGACAAGAUCAGAUAUAUUGGCUGGGUGGAGGUCGAGACUACGUACGUGAGAAGGCACCUGGGUUCGUGGUAACCGCAGAGGGCCGAUCGGAUAUUUCUGACCUUCAGAAGAGUAAUAUCACCCAGGUCAACGCAGAGUAUUCAGAAAUUUCAGACAAAGAAAUAGAUGAGUAUUCCCAAGUUAAUAUAUCUGCAAAUGUGUACACCAUCAAUGAAGUGUGGCUGUACUCGCUCUACUGGUGUGUGGGGGCUGAAUCUAUUACUACAAGUGCCUGCCACUUACUCAAUGAUGUGCAAACACCCAUCUGGCAUAUGACAAAGAGCACCUAUCUGUUGGCUUGGGUACUAGUAGAUGCUGUUUCAGUUGUCUGUGUUGGUUUAAUCUUCCUCUUACAAAGAGUGAGGCACCCAAAUCAUAGCAUCAACCCAGAGGCGAUCUCUCUGAACUCUCCUCGUCAGAAGACAUUUCAUCAUCAUCAUCACCACCAUCGGAAGAGUGACAAGGAGGUACUCUACCAGUCCAAUGAAGACACGCCCACUCCGGAUGACACCAUUAGAAACAUGAACAUCAUGAUGGAAAAUCCUGUCGCUAACAUCACUCCCCCGGAUCACGACGAGGUCCAACUGAAAUUUGAAUAAGCUAAAGCGACUUACCACGUCAGAAGACUUUCCACCAUCAUCACCAUCGGAAGAGUGAUAAGGAGGUACUCUACCAGUCCAAUGAAGACACGCCCACUCUAGAUGACGCAUUUUGUAAACGAUGCCUGUGGCUUUCCAUGAUAUGAAUCAAUCAUAAACACUUUGAAUGAUGUGCAUUUUAUGUGAUGGUGUCUGUGGCUUUCCAUAGUCUGAAUCAAUCAUAAAGACUUUGAAGGACGUGCAUUUUAUGUGAUGGUGUCUGUGGCUUUCCAUAGUCUGAAUCAAUCAUAAAGACUUUAAAUGAUGUGCAUUUCAUGUGAUGGUGUGUGUGGCUUUCCAUAGUCUGAAUCAAUCAUAAACACUGAAGGAUGUGCAUUUUAUGUGAUGGUGUCUGUGGUUCUCCAUAGUUUGAAUCAACCAUAAACACUUUGAAUGAUGUGCAUUUUAUGUGAUGGUGUCUGUGGCUUUCCAUAGUCUGAAUCAACCAUAAACACUUUGAAUGAUGUGCAUUUUUGUGAUGGUGUUUGUGGCUUUCCAUAGUCUGAAUCAAUCAUAAAGACUUUGAAGGAUGUGCAUUUUUUGUGAUGGUGUCUGUGGCUUUCCAUAGUCUGAAUCAACCAUAAACACUUUGAAUGAUGUGCAUUUUCGUGAUGGUGUCUGUGGCUUUCCAUAGUCUGAAUCAACCAUAAACACUUCUAAACGAUGUGCAUUUUAUGUAAUGGUGUCUGUGGCUUUCCGUAGUCUGAAUCAAUCAUAAACAAUUUGAAGGAUGUGCAUUUGAAGUAAUGUUUUCUGUGGCUCUCCACAGUCUGAAUCAACCAUAAACACUUUGAAUGAUGUGCAUUUUAUGUGAUGGUGUCUGUGGCUUUCCAUAGUCUGAAUCAAUCAUAAAGACUUUAAAUGAUGUGCAUUUCAUGUGAUGGUGUGUGUGGCUUUCCAUAGUCUGAAUCAAUCAUAAACACUGAAGGAUGUGCAUUUUAUGUGAUGGUGUCUGUGGUUCUCCAUAGUCUGAAUCAACCAUAAACACUUUGAAUGAUGUGCAUUUUGUGUGAUGGUGUCUGUGGCUUUCCAUAGUCUGAAUCAAUCAUAAACACUUUGAAGGAUGUGCAUUUUAUGUGAUGGUGUCUGUGGCUCUCCACAGUCUGAAUCAACCAUAAACACUUUGAAUGAUGUGCAUUUUAUGUGAUGGUGUCUGUGGCUUUCCAUAGUCUGAAUCAAUCAUAAAGACUUUAAAUGAUGUGCAUUUCAUGUGAUGGUGUGUGUGGCUUUCCAUAGUCUGAAUCAAUCAUAAACACUGAAGGAUGUGCAUUUUAUGUGAUGGUGUCUGUGGUUCUCCAUAGUCUGAAUCAACCAUAAACACUUUGAAUGAUGUGCAUUUUAUGUGAUGGUGUCUGUGGCUUUCCAUAGUCUGAAUCAACCAUAAACACUUUGAAUGAUGUGCAUUUUAUGUGAUGGUGUUUGUGGCUUUCCAUAGUCUGAAUCAAUCAUAAACACUUUGAAGGAUGUGCAUUUUAUGUGAUGGUGUUUGUGGCUCUCCAUAGUCUGAAUCAACCAUAAACACUUUGAAUGAUGUGCAUUUUAUGUGAUGGUGUGUGUGGCUUUCCAUAGUCUGAAUCAAUCAUAAACACUUUGAAGGAUGUGCAUUUUAUGUGAUGGUGUCUGUGGCUCUCCAUAGUCUGAAUCAACCAUAAACACUUUGAAUGAUGUGCAUUUUAUGUGAUGGUGUCUGUGGCUUUCCAUAGUCUGAAUCAGCCAUAAACACUUUGAAUGAUGUGCAUUUUAUGUGAUGGUGUUUGUGGCUUUCCAUAGUCUGAAUCAAUCAUAAACAAUUUGAAGGAUGUGCAUUUUAUGUGAUGGUGUCUGUGGCUUUCCAUAGUCUAAAUCAACCAUAAACACUUUGAAUGAUGUGCAUUUUAUGUGAUGGUGUCUGUAGCUUUCCAGUCUGAAUCAACCAUAAAUACUUAUAAACAAUGUGCAUUUUAUGUAAUGGUGUCUGUGGCUUUCCGUUGUCUGAAUCAACCAUAAACACUUUAAAUGAUGUGCAUUUCAUGUGAUGGUGUUUGUGGCUUUCCAUAGUCUGAAUCAAUCAUAAAGACUUUGAAGGACGUGCAUUUCAUGUGAUGGUGUCUGUGGCUUUCCGUAGUCUGCUUCAACCAUUAACACUUUGAAUGAUGUGCAUUUUUGUGAUGGUGUCUGUAGCUUUACAUAGUCUGAAUCAACCAUAAACACUUUAAAUGAUGUGCAUUUUAUGUGAUGGUGUGUGUGGCUUUCCAUAGUCUGAAUCAAUCAUAAACACUUUGAAGGAUGUGCAUUUGAUGUAAUGUUGUCUGUGGCUUUCCAUAGUCUGAAUCAACCAUAAACGCUUUAAAUGAUGUGCAUUUUAUGUGAUGGUGUGUGUGGCUUUCCAUAGUCUGAAUCAAUCAUAAACACUUUGAAGGAUGUGCAUUUUAUGUAAUGGUGUCUGUGGCUUUCACUAGUUUGAAUCAACCAUAAACACUUUGAAGGAUGUGCAUUUUAUGUGAUGGUGUCUGUGGCUUUCCAUAGUCUGAAUCAACCAUAAACACUUUGAAGGAUGUGCAUUUUAUGUGAUGGUGUCUGUGGCUUUCCAUAGUCUGAAUCAAUCAUAAACACUUUGAAUGAUGUGCAUUUUAUGUGAUGAUGUCUGUGACUUUCCAUAGUCUGAAUCAACCAUAAACACUUUGAAUGAUGUGCAUUUUAUGUGAUGAUGUCUGUGACUUUCCAUAGUCUGAAUCCAUCAUAAACAAUUUAAUGAUAUGCAUUUUAUGUGAUGGUGUCUGUGGCUUUCCAUAGCUCAGGUUGACAAAUUAAUCAUAAAUCUUUGAAAAGAGGAAUUCCAGAUUUUUUUUGGUCAGAGUAAUGAAGAUGUUCCUGCAUUUGAAGACUACUGUUUAUAUACAAAUAGCGAAUAGGCAUGAGUGCGAUGGUGCGAGAUUUCGUAUGAGGUGAAAGAAAGAUGCUCUAUUCAACAAGGCGUUGAAUAGUGUUUCUUUCUUUCACCGAAUGCGAAAUCUUGCACCAUUGCACGAAUAAGAAUAUUCGCUAUUUUUGUUGUACAACGCCUCGGAGAUUAGCGAAACUAUGAAAAAAAGAAGAGUUUUUCCCUGCAGUAAUCAAAGAAAAGGGAGCAAAAAUAUUGAAAGCAAAAAGCAAAAUCCCACAAGCGCACAUGAUCUUGGGCAGCAUUGCGCAUUUAGCCAACAGGCUAUACGCGUAUUGGACCUUCAUUUUUACUGAGCGCAAUGAAUAAAAUCGUAUUGUGACGUCACCUCCUAAAGCCAUGCAGCGGUACAUUUUGGAUGGUACGUCGUGUGUGCAACGGUACGAAUGUUUGACAUUCAGCCUCCCAUUUGCUUGCGUACAACAAGCUAAGUAGGCGUUGUACAAUAUGUAUUAUCUUAUUGAGGGAACUUGCAAAUCAAUCCAUAUGAAGUUAAAGGUCACUCAAAUAUAAAUAUAUUUUGCUAAUUUUGUUUGUGUUGUCAGGCAUCACUAUAUCUAUUGUAUCAUUGUUCAAUUCUUAUUAAUUUUGGGUAAUGUUUUUAACCCAUUAAAUCUUAGCCACCAUUUGUAUUCCAUAGUCAUCAUGAAAUAAAAAGAUUAUUGUAAUAUUAUGUAACCUCAUGUAAUAGAUUUAUUUCUCAUUUUACUUUUACAUACAUGUAUAUCAUUUAUUUUUAUACUUUAAAUGUACAAAGUAGAAAUGUUAGUAAAAUGGUCUUUAUCAAGUAGAUUAUCAGUCCAUGAUAUCCACAUUUUGUUUGCUUGCUAGUACAUGUGUUUAGGCCCGAGUUGAACCGGUCGGUCAACUGGUGCCCGACCAAAUUUAUGGGGAAAAAAACAUAAUAAAUUUGCUCAAAAUGUUUUGUAUGUUGUACUGAUAUCAUGACUUGAAUGAGCUGUGAUUGUUAUAUCCCCUUCACUUUAAAACUGGCAAGGGAAAUGUUAUGUAUAAAGGAAGUGUGCAGAACAUAAAACAGCAGAGUUAUGAAACCCUUUAAACACGCCAGGCUUUUUGUGCUUUCCAGUCGUAUCGGCCGCGGAUGAUAUUCGGUAUACAGGUUGCAAGUGAUAUUGUCUACAAAAUCACAUAAUUCAGUUUCCAAAAUUAUUUCAUUAUAAUUCAGUAUUUAAUGCUAAUUCAUGUGUAAAAUAUGAUGUUUGAAUUGAAUCAUUAAAUGAUGCUCCAACUACGCAGAUUCUAGGAAAAAAAACUCUUUUUAGUAUUCUUAACGAGUACACAAAAAACAGAAAUUGCUUUUAAAAUCAAUUUCUUAUGAUUUUAUAUGACAUAUAUUUUAUUAUAUUUUGUAUGUCUGAUGUGUUUCUUUACUUUCUCUUACUGCUUUUCUAUUUAAUUAAAAAUUAUUGGCAAUACUUCUGUGAUCACAAAUAAAUGUAACAUGAUGUUUGUAGACAUUAAGAAUUAAAAUGCAUGUAUGACAAAAAUUGACUUUUAAUAAAGGGCAUUGCAGACCUGCCAACCAGUACGUUUUAACCGUAUUUAGUACGUUUUUGCAACCAAAAUACGGCAGUACGUUUUUUCUUUGAAAAAUACGUUUUUUGUAAAAAAAAAAAAAAAACGUGCACAAAUAUGGUUAUUAGAUCAAUGUAAUUGCAGGUAACUUGUUUUUUUUUUCAAUCAUUUUGUUCAAACCAGGGUGAAAAUACAUGUAUACACAUGUUUUAAUGUUUUUCAUCUGCAAGAGCAGUGCGCAUUUUAGCUUGCAUGCAGCUUGAGCGCCGCGAUGAGCGAGUGCGCCAAGCAUGUUAUUAUGAAAUACACUUUUUUGUGGAAAAAUACAGUUUUUCAUUCCCAGAGGUUGGCAGGUCUGGCAUUGAAAGUGCUUCCUUGGAAUUGGUCGUGUGGUCUAGUGUUUAGAGCAUUGGACCCAAGAUUGUGAGGUUCUGAGUUCAAAUCCCUGCUCAGCAAUUAGGUCCAACAGUAAUUUCUGUCAUCAACAGUAUCAGGUCAGCCUCUAUGACCGAUUAAUUCAGACGCAAAAUGUUUUCUCUUACCAGCUUUGCAGAGUUCCUACAUGAGGUAUUUC
Molecule: messenger RNA, 7714 nt
Organism: Lytechinus pictus (painted urchin)
Lineage: Eukaryota; Metazoa; Echinodermata; Echinoidea; Temnopleuroida; Toxopneustidae
Product: glycerophosphodiester phosphodiesterase domain-containing protein 5-like
Exons: 14
Coding region: 840-2645 (601 amino acids)
Biological process (GO): lipid metabolic process
Cellular component (GO): membrane
Molecular function (GO): glycerophosphodiester phosphodiesterase activity
Source: RefSeq, a predicted model, not a curated record